Molecule: messenger RNA, 2588 nt
Organism: Branchiostoma floridae (Florida lancelet)
Lineage: Eukaryota; Metazoa; Chordata; Leptocardii; Amphioxiformes; Branchiostomatidae
Exons: 2
Coding region: 188-2554 (788 amino acids)
Source: RefSeq, a predicted model, not a curated record
GAUAAAAAUAGUCUUCAACCUUCAGCAAGUGGGUCAGAAACUGAUUUGCAUGCUAAUUAUCAUGGACUGAAUCACAGAAAACCUGUAGAGUGAGUUUAGACAAUGAAAACAUUCCAGUAGUCACUGGGCCCACUACGUUCUCAUCAGAAGGCCCAGGUUUUCCUGUGUUGGCUCCUGCUAAAACAUCAUGGAUAGCAGUACCACCUACAUCGACACAAGGAUUGCCAACAACUUCAACCCCGACAUCCUACCGCCCGGGGGAUGGCACACCGCGGAGGUCUGUGGGGAGAGUAAGACCACACAGCAGCCUAGCGAGAGGAUCUGGAACACCGUGCUUGUCACAGAGCCACCCGGAUCCAGGGCCAGCCAACCCAAACAGCAAAAACAACAGCAGAGGGCACCCACAAAACCGCCAGAGCCGCCGGUUCUUACUCAUCGCAACCCUCACGACCAGUUCUCUUUCGAAAAAAUUAACAACUGGACGAUCAGUCAGAUUGAUGACUCAAUGGGGAAGAGCAGUAUGCGCCGGUCUUUCCCCCAAAAGGCCAUCGUAGAGCCGUCAGCUGUUCAGGCUGCUCCAAGCCCUGCCAGCUCUGCACCUUUCCCUCAAAGCCCUCCCCCAUUGAAUGACAAGAAAUUACGCUUUUCCUUGUCCGACGAGAUGAAGGAAAAGUUGUCCAGAUCAUACGAAAACAUCCCUUUCGAUCCCGAUGAUGACCGUCUGCCUGCCCCAGGUGGAAUACAGGCUGUCUCCUUCAAUGCCGAGAAACUGCAAGGUUGGACUAUCAUGAACUUAAGGGAGACUCCCCUUCCCUACGAAAUGCUUGAGAAAGAGAACCAGAUUCCGGGAGAAAUGUUCAUCACCUACGUCGAAGAUGGAAAGCUGAAGAUCGUCUUCCUUCAAAAGCAGACCAACAUUUUGCAGAAGGAAUAUGAAAAAGACAUCAUCCGGUUAGAUGAGUACAAAAACCAAAACGGGGUUCACAGCAACGGAGAAAGUGCCAACAGCAAUGGGCAGAAGAGUUUCUCAGAGUCGAGUCAGUUCAUUGAGGACACAAGGAGAGAGUCACAAACCAUCAAUGGUUAUGCACCUUCUAAAGGGUUGGUAAACUAUGGGGACUCAGGCAAGCUGGUCCAAACAAACAACAACCGAAGGGAGUCCCAGGUCAGCAAUGCCAGCAACGAUGGUCCUCCAAAGGGCUUAUUAAAGCACCAGGAUUCAAUGAUGAUGAUCCAACCAGCCAACAACAGGAGGGAAUCCAAUAAUAACGUUGUGGUCACCAUUGGCCCCGCGGAAAGCUCUUCAAACCGUAGGGAAUCAGUCCAAAUGGUCCAACCAAAUGAUGGCAGGAGAGAUUCGCAAUUGAAUGGCACCACCAACGGCUUUCCAGACCAGAAAGAGCCAGUCAACAGGCCGGAAUCGCACUUCAGCUUGGCAGGGAGUGUUAAGGACUGGAGCUUGGAGCCGAGGGAUGGUGAGCAGACAACACAGGGUGUGCCGAGCACAUCAACUGCUGGGGCAGAACAACAGGAGGAGACCCCGCCUGUGGCUACUCAAGUGUUGGUGAAUGGCCAGCACUACUACGUCACAAAGGAGGACAAUGCAGAGGCCCCGAGGUCUACCUUACGGAAGAUCGAUUCCAGCCCACCAUCCACCAUUCAUCCCGUCAGUGGACCAGAACAACCGACUGGACCUCCCGACCGCCCGCCACCCUCGUACGAAGUGCUAGACACAGUGCCCAAGCUGCCCCUGGAAGACAACGGCAGGAGGAGGGAGUCAGAUGUCUCCAGCGUGAUGUCGUCUGUACGAGCUUCCAUCAGCGCCACGGAUGACGUGCUGGUACAGGUAACAAAGGGGGAGGGGAAGUCGCUCCACGUGAACGUACGACCGCCCGAGGGUAUGUCGGCAGGGGACAUCGAACUGGACCUAGACCUGGCUGUUCUCAGUGACAGCGAAGAGAAAGAAGUGAUCGCAGAUCUGGAGGCAAUAGCAGCGGAAGAAUCAAAGGCGGAACACAGGAGGGAAGAACCAAUAGCAGAGGAGCUUGGAGAAGGGCAAACCAGUCUGGAGUACAGAAGAGAAGAACCAAUCAUUGAGGAGCUAGGAGAAGAACAACUGAUUGUGGCAGAUAGAAGGGAAGAAGAUCCUCCAAGACUUGAAGACCAGUUAAAGGAAAUAUUAAGGAAGGACGAAGCAGGAAGCGUUAAGAGCAGCGCGAGCAAGGAAAGCCAAAGAAAGAAGAAGAAGGCGCAGAUGAAGGGAUCGACAAGGAGCAAUGGCGUGGAAAGUGUCACCAGCAGCAUCAACAGUGAGAACCACAGGAACACAGAGAAAAAGAAGAUGAGAUGGAGCAAUCUGUCCCGCCAACAGAGGCAACCGCAGGCGCCAGUGGAAAACGGGGCAAGAGAUGCCACCUCGACGGAGACCAUAGAUGAAGCUUCGCAGUCUUCGGGGAAGAGGGGUUACAAGAAGUCAAACAAAUCAACAAAUGGCCAAAGUGGUUUGGCAAGAUUAACCAGUAAGUUUAAAAAGUCACAGAAAGAUCAGCGAUAGUGAGGCAAUGUACAACCCCACCGUAAUCAGAAAA